GUCACACUGGUUGCAUCCCUACUCAGAAAAUAUUUAAAAAAAACAAAUUAAUGUCGUUAACAAUUAUGAAAUGCCGCAAAUCGGCGGCUGGACUGGUGCCUAUACAGCCGACAUUGGUUUAUCGCACGAAAAACCUGGACACAAUGCAGAUUAUGAAGAAACAAUUUGUGAAGCUGGAAGCGGGGAAUGGCAUCGUCAGCGCCACCUCCGCUGGAAUAGUCCUCAACAAAAUACCAGCGCAGAUCAAGCCCACAAUGAAGAGGGCGACAACACCAGCAGCCGUGGGAGCAACUCCGCUGAAAAACCCCAAGUAUGUGAAUUCGACUGGUCAGUCUGCGACAGCCAUUAAAAGGGAGUCUGGGUCGAGCCAGUCCCUGGGCAUUGCCAUCAGCUCGCUGCCGCCCAACACGAUCAUCAAGAGGGCCGCAGCGACACCAAGUGCAACAGCUACGCCGAGUCUGCCGCACAGCCAGUCUUCGCCUGCUGUGACACCCGCCUCCCGCAUCUCGUCCGCCGUGCAUCAGGCAGUGUUCGUCAAGCGGGAAGUGCCGCAACAGCGGAGUAUGCGCUCUAUAACCAUGGGCCAGAUGGAGAACGCCACGAUGCAGUACCUGGGCCUGGCCAGCGAGCAUCUGUCGAUACUGAAGCGCCACAUAUGCCGCAGUGCAGCCGUCACGCACCUGGACUGCUGCAUAACGCUGCGGAAACUGCGGCAGAACGAGCCCUUUGCCCAGCUGGCCGAAUGCUUUGAGCUGAGCGAGUCCGAUGCGGAGGAAACGUUCAAGCGGACCAUCAUAAAGCUGGCACGCUGCCUGAGGCCACUAAUCUGCUGGCCGGACGCCAAUCACUUCCUCGACAGGCUGAAGCACACGCCGCUGGACUACCGGUCCGAUCUCAUGCACCUGCGGUCCAUGAUCGAGUGCGUGGAGACGGACGUGAGUGAGGCGUUGGACUUCAGUUGCCCCACCUACAAGUUCAUACUCUGCAUCAACACCAACGGCAUCAUCAGCUACGUCUCGAGCGCAUAUCCCGGCCAGUACGAUGACCUGCAGCUGUUCGAGGCCAGCAACUUCAGGAAUAUCGUACCCGACUACCUCACGCUGUGUGCGGAUCCCGGCAAGGCGGUGCCCCGCUGCCGGCAGCCAGCCUCCGAUUCCAUUUACGAUGCCAUCGAGGAUGAUGAUUCCGCAUCGCUGGACGAGCUGAAGCAACCAGUCAGCAAGUACGAUGCUCAGCGCCUGACCGGACAGUUGGCUAGCCAGGAUUCGCUGUCCGUUGUGGACGGUGCACUGAUCUCGAAGCGUGCCACGUCCGUGCAGCUGCCAACGCUGCGUCUGCAGGAGCCGUCCUGCCGUGCCCAAAUGCGCGACACAAUCGACACGCUGCGGGAGUUCAAAAUGCUGCACCACAGCUCCAUACAACAAAAGUCAAUGCUCGGCUACCUCAACGAGAUGCUAGUUGUGGCCGCUGCGCUCUGCAAUCUAAAGCGAAAGGAGCUCUCCUCGUAGGUUUAAGUUUUUUAGGAGGCAGUUUAUGGCCUGUUUUAAGGCCAACUAGCGGAGGAACUAAUAUUGUAUUAAAAUCUACUCGUACUGCUCGAGUAACUCCAAGUCUGUUGUGUUGAAUUGCAGAACAUUUGUAGAGUUU
Molecule: messenger RNA, 1647 nt
Organism: Drosophila subobscura
Lineage: Eukaryota; Metazoa; Arthropoda; Insecta; Diptera; Drosophilidae
Gene: Camp
Exons: 4
Coding region: 51-1508 (485 amino acids)
Source: RefSeq, a predicted model, not a curated record